Daphnia carinata is the source of this 1172-nucleotide messenger RNA. RefSeq lists its product as uncharacterized. The transcript is spliced from 6 exons. Bases 97 to 984 code for a protein of 295 amino acids. The record is from RefSeq and is a predicted model, not a curated record. NCBI's taxonomy places the organism in Eukaryota, Metazoa, Arthropoda, Branchiopoda, Diplostraca, Daphniidae.
UUAUCCGUGAACAAGCCUUGGGCGUUCUCGGGCAUCUGUACAUAUAGUUAGACACAAUUUGUUUUCUCUAAAAAUUAAUACGAAUAGGGUUUCAAAAUGGGAAUUCUAGUUAAGAAUAAAUUUUUUCUUAAAAAAGGUAUGUUCAUAUUCGCAGGCGUGUUCAGUGCCAUUGGUAUAGUAUUCAACAGUGUGGCGAUGGGAACUGAUUACUGGAUCGUCUCUAAAGGCAGCCUCUCAUCUUCUGAAACCAACAUAACAAUUAAUUAUGGACUUUUUAAUGGUCGAAAAACAACGGAAGGACAACUGGAUCUUGCCCCAGUUCCCUAUAGUUUGACAGUUUUCUGCCCUGGUGGCGAAGGUGUUUGUCUAGUAAGCUGUGGAACGACAGAUGUGGAACAAAAACAGGAAUUUGAUUAUCUGAGGUUCGGCAAAACGGAAUACACAUGCAAGAGAGCUACGACAGCGUUGAAAACAAGCAGAUCCCGUCUUGUGCAACUGACAAGCGAUAUUUCUGUUAAAGAAGCAGCUCGCUCGGAACCUGUAAGAGGAAACGAUCAAUUCAUGGACUACGGACUGUGGGUCACCACCCUGAUAUUCUUAUCACUCAUGCUUGCCUUCCAAGUAAUUUCAGCCGGCUUAUGCUUCUUUAACGCAGUAACCGUCCCCAUCGAGAUGUUGAUAGGGCCAAUGGGCAUUUAUUUGGCCAACGGCGUUGUAGGUUUGACUGGGUUGAUCACGUUGUCGCUAUGGGGAGACCUAUUUUCCUCGAAACUUUCGUCGGAAUUGGCUAUCCAGGAGACAAUAUUAGAUGUCUAUCGCAUGAGCUCAUCUAAUCUUGGUUAUUCCUAUUGGUUUGUACUUUGCUCUCUGAUAUUUGCUAUCGCUUCUUCCGUCUGCAUUCGGUUCCGCAACUCGCUGAGGAAGUUCAGCAACCAGAACGUCGUCGGUGUUGAAAGCUCAACUCCCGGCGGCAUGUUGUAUUAAAUAGUUGUGCAAUUCUUAUUGCACCGCUUUGAACUUUCUCAUCACCGUCUGAGUGAAAGUUGGUUGUUUGCGUUAAGAGGUCAGUAAAUAUGCCUUUUCUUCAAGGUCUUUGGUUCUUGGAAUAAAAUGACUUUGUUAAAAAUGAUAAUAAUAAACAACGACAUGCAUUUCUAAAAUAAGAAGGAAAA